This is a messenger RNA of Effrenium voratum, 612 nucleotides long. The record is from the annotation of a GenBank genome assembly. NCBI's taxonomy places the organism in Eukaryota, Dinophyceae, Suessiales, Symbiodiniaceae.
AUGGGUUGCGGGGCCAGCGUGGUGGCUGAGCCCAAGGGGGGCCUGCCGCUGCCAUGCUGCCACAUUGACGACAUGGGCAAGGUCUUAGCGCAAGGUGCUUCGCAGGAAAGCCUGGAUUGGACCGAGGGAAGCAUAAAUCAUUCGAGGUCCACAAAAAGCACCAUGGCAGACAGCCCCGCCAUUGACGGCAGUAUCUUCGCGAGCGAGGCAGACAGCUUCGGUGCCGAGACCUCGGGGCCUGAUCUCGCCAAUAGCAAGCUCCACGCCAACCUUCGGAAGUGGGCGCAAACCUUCGAGCGCGAGUGCGGGCCGGAGGACUUCCCGCGCCUGGCGAGGCUCCUGAUCCGAAAGCAAGUCCGGCCCGCGAACGCGCGAAACACCGAGCUGGAAAUCGGCCGCACGCAGACGGCGGAGGAAGAGUCCACUGGAACCAACUCCCUAGGCUCCCGGCGCCUCACGGAGCCGGCGCUCGCGGAGGUGCGCUUCGACGCGGCCCGGGUCAUCGGCAGCCAGCAGAUGCAGGCGGCUCUUUGGCGCAGCUGGAGCAAGGACCUCAAGGGCAAGGAGCGGCGUUUUGCGGAGCUUGGGAGCGAUUGGGAACUUGGGAACUGA